CUUUCCAGUCCCUAGGGAGAAGGAUCUCGAUGAGGUCCUGCAGACACACACGGUGUUUGUCAACGUUUCCAAAGGACAGGUGGCGAAGAAGGAAGAUCUCGUUCCAUCGUUUGGGACAGAUGACCAAACAGAAAUCUGUGAGAUGAUUUUGUCUGAAGGGGAGCUCCAGGUAUCAGACAAAGAACAACACACACAGCUGGAGCAGAUGUUUAGAGACAUCAUGACUAUUGUGGCUGACAAAUUUGUGAAUCCUGAAACAAAAAAGCCAUACUUAAAAAUCCUUAUAGAAGGAGCCAUGAAGGACAUUCACUACUCUGUCAAACCACACAAGAGCACGAAGCAGCAGGCCCUGGAAGUGAUCAGACAGUUAUUGGAGACCAUGCAAAUUGAACGUGCUCACAUGAGGCUGCAAUUUAUUCUUCCAGCAAAGGAGGGGAAGAAACUGAAAGAGAAGCUCAAGCCACAUAAAGUUGUUGAAAAUGAGGACUUCCACGAACAGCUGGAAAUUGUGGGCCUUAUUGUCCCCGGCUGCUUCAGAGAGAUUGAUGAGCUGAUCCGGGGUGAGACACAAGGGAAAGGAACGCUGGAAGUGCUUGGUCUGAAAGACGUGGAGGAGGGAGGUGAAAAGCUUGAAUAA
Molecule: messenger RNA, 637 nt
Organism: Tauraco erythrolophus (red-crested turaco)
Lineage: Eukaryota; Metazoa; Chordata; Aves; Musophagiformes; Musophagidae
Source: RefSeq, a predicted model, not a curated record